Messenger RNA from Cladocopium goreaui, 993 nucleotides. The record is from the annotation of a GenBank genome assembly. NCBI's taxonomy places the organism in Eukaryota, Dinophyceae, Suessiales, Symbiodiniaceae.
CGAAGUGUUCCUUGCCAUGCUCUCCACCAGCUGCCGGAAGAGGCCUCGCGUACUGAAAGACAAGCCAAGGACGGUCUCAAAGCCGCAGCGUCUUUUGGCCGUGGCAAGAUGUUGUAGAGACUGUGGUCUUCGAUUGUCUGCCUUAGAAGACGCACUACAUCAGUGCAGCAAAGCCUUUGAUUGGCCUUUUCCAGCUGAAACUAUUUGUAGCGCAUCUGCUUCUUCUGGACAAUGCCGUUUGGUGCGGCUUGGUGCCAACACUUUGCGUGGGACCACGCUGAGCCGUUUAGCUGAGCUGUGGGAGACGAUUCGAGAAACCGAUUUGUCCCAUUCAUUGGACUUGCCCAGUGGAGAACGAUUGGCCAAUGGAAGUGCUUGGCUCUUGAUGGCAUUGAAAGGUCGGGAAGUUCUGGGACUUCUGAGUGCUGAGCGGAUUGCGGGGACUUCAUCAGCUUGCCUCGAUUCUUCUGGAUCUGGGAUGAAGCAGAAGUCUGAGACAGAUGCCAGCAAGGCAGACAUUGGACAAAGGACCAAGCCGACAUUGGGCGUGGCGGUGGUUUGGGUCCGUCGUCGCGAACGCCGGCGUGGCCUUGCGACAUCACUGGUGGACUGCUUGCGGCGCCUCAACGGAGGAGGCUCGGUGGCCUUUUCACAGCCCACAGAGCUGGGCUUCAACUUCGCCUCGAGCUAUUCCUGCAGGCAACACACAGGGCCGCUCGUGUAUGAUCCUGAUUGGAGUGAUGAGUCCAAGUGAUCGAAGUUGGAGUGAGCUUCCGGGGUUCAACGGGUUCAAUGGGUCCAACUGCAACGUCGAAAGUUGCCUCGCAAAGAGGCAUGAUGAGGCAGUUGAUUAGUUUCUUUUACAGGGGUUGUUUGAGUUGGGGAAAUCCACGUGACAAUCAUGCACGUGUUCGAAGUCAAGAUAUCUCAUGAACCCAAGCUGGAGGGCUCAUGAAUGGCAGAAAAAAUAUUUCACAAUGCAUGAUGCAGGCG